AUGGGUCCUAAAUUUGGAGUGAUCAGAAGAUCGGAAUGGGGAGCCGUAGAGCCCAAGGAAGUUAUCCCUCUGAAAUUACCCGUCACAAAAGUAGUAAUUCACCACACAUGUGGAACAAUAUGUCCUGGGAAGAAAAAGUGUUCAGAGGAAAUUAGAAAAUUACAGGAGAAACACAUGAAUGAAAAGGGGCAUGCAGAUAUUAAAUGGAAUUUCCUUGUCGGAGGGGACGGAAGGGUGUACGAAGGUCGAGGUUGGAACGUUCAAGGAGAACACGUCAAAGCCUUUGACCAUGAGACCAUCGGGGUCGCCUUCAUGGGCAAUUUCUGUGAUAACGACCUGCCUCCUGACAUGGCAGAAGCUUUCCGUGCCUUGGUGUACUACGGGGUCCGGUUCGGAUAUCUCAAGGAGGGUCAUGAACUACAGACUAUCCUACACACUGAUCUAGACUUCACCACGUAUUGUCCAGGAUACUACACCAUGGAUCUGUAUUUGGACGAGACUGUACUGGCUGCAAAUGAACACUGGUCCAAAAGAAAUGUCAUAGGCAAACUUUGGGAUAAGCUUGUAGGCUUUGAAAUAUAAUAUAUUUACUUUUUAGUAUG
Molecule: messenger RNA, 602 nt
Organism: Macrosteles quadrilineatus (aster leafhopper)
Lineage: Eukaryota; Metazoa; Arthropoda; Insecta; Hemiptera; Cicadellidae
Product: peptidoglycan-recognition protein SC2-like
Exons: 4
Coding region: 1-582 (193 amino acids)
Biological process (GO): peptidoglycan catabolic process
Molecular function (GO): zinc ion binding; N-acetylmuramoyl-L-alanine amidase activity
Source: RefSeq, a predicted model, not a curated record